Molecule: messenger RNA, 2669 nt
Organism: Microtus ochrogaster (prairie vole)
Lineage: Eukaryota; Metazoa; Chordata; Mammalia; Rodentia; Cricetidae
Gene: Slc8b1
Product: solute carrier family 8 member B1
Exons: 17
Coding region: 279-2039 (586 amino acids)
Biological process (GO): calcium export from the mitochondrion; intracellular calcium ion homeostasis
Cellular component (GO): membrane
Molecular function (GO): calcium:sodium antiporter activity
Source: RefSeq, a predicted model, not a curated record
GCGCGGGCCAUCCGGCUGGAAGAAGACUCUGAGCUUGCGGAUCAGGCCCCGCCCGAGAUGCGGACUCCGAGGCCAUAUGCCCAGACUUCCCCCAGGCUGCCCACAUAGAAGAAGCAGAGACGGAACUGGAAGGCUGUGUGUUUUUCCACUCCGUGUCCGUGCCAAGUGGAGUAGCUAGAACAGGAGGGAAGAAACUCUUCCUGUCAACAGGCACUGGAGUGGCCAGCUCUUUGCAGCUGAAGAGGGCAGAGGGCGCUGGUCCAGCCCCAAGGGUCCCAAUGGCAGGCAGAUGGUUGGAUCUGCGCUGGGCGCCUGGCCUCCUCUGUGUGCUUCUGAUAAUGGAGACAGUGUCUGCGGCCAGAGACUCGUCCACAAAAACCCUCGAGCACAUUCAGUUUGCAGCCCAAGGUGUCAACCAGACUGCCAUGGCAGACUGCCGUGCCGUCUGUGGCCUGAAUGUUUCUGACCGCUGCGACUUUAUCAGGGUGAACCCCGACUGCCACAAUGAGGGGGGCUACCUGGACUACCUCGAGGGCAUCUUCUGCCACUUACCCCCCAACCUCCUCCCUCUGGCCAUCACCCUCUAUGUUUUCUGGCUACUUUACCUCUUUCUGAUCCUGGGAGUCACCGCAGCUAAGUUCUUCUGCCCUAAUUUGUCAGCCAUCUCAACCAAUCUCAAGCUCUCCCACAACGUGGCAGGUGUCACCUUCUUGGCCUUUGGGAACGGUGCUCCAGAUAUCUUCAGCGCCCUUGUGGCCUUCUCAGACCCACGCACUGCUGGUCUGGCCAUUGGGGCUCUGUUCGGUGCAGGAGUGCUGGUCACCACUGUGGUGGCUGGAGGCAUCACCAUUCUGCACCCCUUCAUGGCUGCGUCCAGGCCUUUCCUCAGGGACAUCGCUUUCUAUAUGGUGGCUGUGUUUCUGACCUUCACUGCACUUUAUCUCGGCAGGAUCACGCUGGCCUGGGCACUGGGUUACCUGGGCCUCUAUGUGUUCUAUGUAGUCACGGUCAUCUUCUGCACUUGGGUCUACCAACGGCAGCGGAGCAGGUCUCUGGUCCAUUCUGUGUCUGAGACACCAGAGAUACUGUCUGAUUCAGAAGAGGAUCAGGUGUCUUCCAACACCAACAGCUAUGACUAUGGCGAUGAAUACCGGCCUCUGUUGCUGGGUCAGGAGACCACUGUCCAGAUCCUGAUCCAAGCCCUGAAUCCCUUGGACUACAGGAAGUGGAGGACCCAGUCAAUGUCCUGUAGGCUCCUGAAGGUGGCUAAGUUGCCUGUGGAGUUCUUGCUGCUGCUCACAGUACCCGUUGUGGAUCCCGACAAGGAUGAUCGGAAUUGGAAGCGGCCACUCAACUGUCUGCAGCUGGUCAUCAGUCCCCUGGUCCUGGUCCUGACCCUGCAGUCAGGCGUCUAUGGCAUUUAUGAGAUUGGCGGCCUCCUUCCUGUCUGGGCUGUGGUGGUGAUCGUGGGCACAGCUCUGGCCUCAGUGACCUUCUUUGUCACAUCUAACAGAGAGCCCCCUAGACUGCACUGGCUCUUUGCUUUCCUGGGCUUCCUGACCAGUGCCUUAUGGAUCAACGCAGCUGCCACUGAGGUGGUGAACAUCUUGCGGUCCCUGGGCGUGGUCUUCCGCCUGAGCAACACUGUACUAGGUCUCACCCUCCUGGCCUGGGGGAACAGCAUUGGAGAUGCAUUCUCGGAUUUCACACUGGCCCGCCAGGGCUACCCUCGGAUGGCGUUCUCAGCCUGUUUUGGUGGCAUCAUUUUCAACAUCCUGGUGGGUGUAGGACUGGGCUGCUUGCUGCACAUCGUCCGGAACCACGCUGCAGAGGUGAAGCUGGAACCAGACGGACUGCUGGUGUGGGUGCUGGCUAGCGCCCUGGGGCUCAGCCUAGUCUUCUCCCUGGUCUCUGUCCCGCUUCAUUGUUUCCAGCUCAGCAAGGCGUAUGGCUUCUGCCUGCUCCUCUUCUACGCCAGCUUCCUUGUUGUGGUCCUGCUCACGGAAUUUAGGGUGAUUCACUUGAAGAGGUCUGACUGAAGCUGCUCGGCCUGAUGGUUUAGGGGUGAUUCUCCUACCUCCUGAUAGGAGAAGUGGAGGUGGGGGGUCUCUGCGGUUCCCAUGGGGCUCCAGGGAAGGUGGUGUGUCACUGCGGGAACAGUGUCCUGACUACCAGCACCCAGCAGCCUGAGUGUGGGGACUUGAAGCUGGCUUUGCUGGGGACCACCCCAUCCCCCAUUUGAAUGACUGCAGAGGCCUUGGGGAGGGCAGCCUGUCAGCCCCCGUCACUCCUGGGCUUUGGGCAGCCCUGUGCCUCCCUCUUAAGCUCUUCCAUGGUCCGCAGCCUCAGCUGAGUCCUGCACCAGUGCUGGCUGAACAGAGCCAGCGGGUGGUUUCUCAGCCUCCUACGUAGUGCCACAGGCAGAAGAAACAGGUCAAGUUACCGGUUGUGCAUGGUACUGUGCCAGGUGGCUCAAAACCACCUGGAUCCUACCCUACCUGGUGAGUGGCAGCCACAUUGGGCCAUGGAUCCAGGUUCUUCUAGAACUUUCUGUUCAGAACUCCCUGGCUCCCCAACCUACAAAACAGGAGCCAGCCUGGGUCCUGUGCCUACCUCAAGGGGAGCCAGGGGCAGAGCCUUGCCACAGGGGCUUCUCACAAGUGGUGUGA